AUUAGAGUUUGAACGUCAACUUAGAGAUUUUUCUCGUUUUUCCCCCUUCCUCUUGCAUGUGCUGCGCUGAUGUGCAGCUGUUCUUCUUUUAUCCUCUUAUUUUAGCUGUUGUCCAUUCAAUAUUCAUUCAUCAGUCCAACCUCCCUCCUCGGUUCAAGGCUUUGGAUCUGAGAGUUCGUUUUGAGGCUAUUGAGCAAAAAUUGCAUGCUGAUUGCAAUGCCUACCAGCUGAAUCUCAAAUUCAACUGAUUUUGGACAUGCUAGCAGGAUAUAUUCUGAAGCAGCUGUAAUUACGUAGUCAGACACUAUCGAUUCCCCCAAGAGUGGGUGCUUGGAGCAUAUUGAUCUUCAUCUGUUCACCAGAUCUGCAACGUAUUCUCUGUAUGAUUUAAGGCUGAAAAUUUGCAUGUUAUCACAUUAAGUUGGAAGCAAUGGCGCUUUCUUUUCUAAAUAUAAUGAACAUAUCAUUAGAUUGGGCAUUUGAUGCUCCUCCUUCUCGGGCUGUUGUUUUUGGUGUUCAUAUUGGUGGGCAUCUGGUUGUGGAAGCUCUUCUUGUGAUAGUUAUAGUUUUCCUCCUGUUGCAGAAGAGUUACAAGCCUCCUAAACGGCCUCUGACAGAGAAGGAAAUAGAUGAACUUUGUGAAGAGUGGGUUCCAGAACCUCUUAUUCCUCCUAUUACUGAAGAAAUGAAAUAUGAACCACCAAUACUGGAAAGUGCUGCACGGCCUCAUACAGUAGUCAAUGGCAAGGAAGUUGUGAAUUUUUCUGCAGCGAACUACCUUGGGCUAAUAGGACACAAAAAGUUACUUGAAUCGUGUACUGGAGCACUUGAGAAAUAUGGUGUUGGUUCUUGUGGUCCUCGUAAUUUCUAUGGAACAAUUGAUGUUCAUCUUGAUUGCGAAACUAGGAUUGCAAAAUUUUUGGGAACUCCUGAUUCAAUCCUCUAUUCUUAUGGAAUUUCUACCAUGUUCAGUGCUAUUCCCGCCUUCUGUAAAAAGGGAGACAUAAUUGUUGUGGAUGAAGGUGUCCACUGGGCAAUACAAAAUGGCCUACAGCUUUCCAGAAGUACCAUUGUGUAUUUCAAGCAUAAUGAUAUGGAAUCUCUGGAAAGUACCUUGGAGAAAAUUACACGUGAAAAUAAACGAGCAAAGAAUGUGCGGCGUUACAUUGUGGUUGAAGCUAUAUACCAGAAUUCUGGCCAAAUAGUUCCCCUGGAUGUGAUCAUUAGGUUGAAAGAGAAGUAUCACUUCCGAGUUUUGUUGGAUGAAACCAAUUCAUUUGGUGUGCUUGGGGCUUCUGGAAGAGGUCUCACCGAACAUUGUGGGGUUCCGGUUGAGAAAAUUGAUAUUAUUACUGCUGCAAUGGGGAAUGCAUUAGCUACAGAGGGAGGAUUCUGCACUGGAAGUGUUAGAGUUGCUGAUCACCAACGUCUCAGUGGCUCUGGAUACGUUUUCUCUGCAUCUUUGCCUCCUUAUCUUGCAAGUGCUGCAAUUACUGCUAUCGACCUCUUGGAGGAAAAUCCUGAUCUGAUUACAAGGCUGAAGGAGAACAUUGCCAUAUUAUGGAGAGGCCUAUCAGGAACACAGGGUCUUUCAAUUGCUAGUAAUCCAUUGUCGCCCCUUGUGUUUCUCAAACUAAAGAAGUCAACUGGUUCCUUCAAGAAUGAUUUGCAACUGUUUGAAGAUAUUGCGGAUCGUAUGUUGAGAGAAGACUCGGUGUUCGUAGUGGCUUCCAAAAGGUCGACACUUGAUAAGUGCAGGCUUCCUGCGGGCAUCAGAUUGUUCGUAUCAGCUGGUCACUCAGAGGAGGAUCUGCUCAAGGCAUCCGAGUCAUUGAAGAGAGCUGCGUCAGCGGUGCUGUCAGGCUACAAUUAAUAAGUACUCGUUUAAUUGUUUGUUGUACCAGCAAUUACCCUCCAUAAACGGUGGUUACUAGGAGAAAGUGAAAGAAAUCCGGCAGAUAUUUAGUUCGAUUAGAUACUUUUUUUUUUCUGUUUUUUGGUGUCAAAAUUUCUCUUGUAAAUAGAGUUGAGUAUGGUUUCAUGAAAUUAGAGUUGUUUUAUAAUUUAUUGACGGAGGAUGGGCUUUUGGGAGACUCCAAACGAUUUAAAUACAUUUAUAGACCAUAUAGUUAGAGCUCGUUGGACGUUCAUGUAAUGUCCAAGACAAUUGUUUAAACCUGCAAUAACUCUCA
Nelumbo nucifera (sacred lotus) is the source of this 2192-nucleotide messenger RNA. RefSeq names its product long-chain base1 (gene LCB1). Lineage: Eukaryota; Viridiplantae; Streptophyta; Magnoliopsida; Proteales; Nelumbonaceae. Gene Ontology annotation, cellular component: endoplasmic reticulum. Gene Ontology annotation, molecular function: serine C-palmitoyltransferase activity; pyridoxal phosphate binding. The record is from RefSeq and is a predicted model, not a curated record. Gene Ontology annotation, biological process: ceramide biosynthetic process; sphingosine biosynthetic process.